AUGACUGUCGGCGACCGCCGACCGGUGUCAACUAUCAAAAUUCAAGAAAUAAGAAUUGUUUAUUGUUGUUAUUACUUAUUACAGAUAGUAGAUACAACUGUUUUGUGUUCUUUCAUUUACUGAUUUAUUAAUAAUAACUUUAAAAUUGAAUAUCUAGGUAGCGUUUGUUUCUGGAAUUAAAAAUCUUUACAAGAAAAUAAUUUAAACCAAAGUUAUGUAAAGUUUGAAUGUAUUUUAUUACUUACCGAUUUUUGCAACCUUCUAGAGAAGAGCUUCGACUUUCAGGCACCUAACAUGGAACAUCAAGAGGAUGUUAUUUCUGAAGAAGAUCGUGAAUUUUCCUUUGAAACAGAUCACUUAGUUUUACGAAGUAACAAGGAUUAUAAUGAGCUUUUAAAGUACAUUGUUAAAUUAGAAGCACUAAAAGUACAAGCUCUUCAAGAUAUUGAACUCCUUAAUGAGUCGAAAAAUAAAGUUUUGGAGGAUCCCUUAUCAUUCAUAGAAAACUUAAAGGCAGGUGCUGUAAAUUUUCCUCCUCGUCAAUCAAUACCCGAUAUACCUCACAUUGAAUGGGAAAAAUAUGGGAUAGAUGUGUCUCUUGAGUCAGAGAGCAAUAAAAAAAUUAAUAAAGAAAUAGAAACUGCAAUGAAAGUACGGGGGCGUACCUUUACUGAUAGUAAGCCAGAAACCUUUAAUCAACUGUGGUCAUUUGAGGAACAAAAAAGACUGGAAGAGCUACUGGAGAUUUACCCCGAAGAGCCUAUAGAAGCUCGGCGUUAUAAAAAAAUUGCUGCUGCACUUGGUACAAGAACAACAACUCAGGUUAUGAGCCGUAUACAAAAAUACUUUAAUAAACUUGCAAAAGCUGGUUUACCAAUACCUGGGAGAGCACCAAAACAAAACAAAUUUAUUAGAGACAAAAGUAAAAGUAUGUUCUACAAAAAAUCUACAUUCUUUCCAAAACUCCAUGUGCCUGUGAAGAUGGAAGACCCUAAUGAAGAUACUGAAGACCAGGAAUCAUUGACCUCGGAAGCAAGAAAUGGAAACAAAUUUAUGCUUGACCUGCUGAGAGCAGCUAAAGCGCAGAGGUUGUUAGAUGAGACCUCACCAGUGUACCAGGCGAAAACAAUGUGUGUUGGCUGUCUAAAGACUAACUUUCUUGGAGCUCGGUGGACAGAUAAUACUGGGACAGAUUAUUGUACCGACUGCUUAGUGAAAAUAAUGCCUACAGAAAAGUUGACCCCUGUCAGACAGCCCAUUUGAAUCUGAUAAUUGAUGUACAUUAAUUAUUAUCAUUUUUUAUUUAAAAGUACAUGUAGAUAAGCCAAGUUUAAUUUUUAAAUUUACAUGGAACACAAAUAGUUAAUUUUUUUUCACCAAUUAUAAUAAAGAUUGUGUUAAAUGUGCAAAAUUGUGAUAUACUUUUUACCAGUCCAACUGUUUUAAAAAUAGAGAUUAAUAACACUUAAGAUUUUCAUAUUAACACUCACUGUUUCACUUUAAAUAUUAUUUACAAAAUAGAGUACAAAUAUUAAUUAAAGUUUUAAUAUUAUAAAUAUGUAAAAUAAUACCGUGCCAGUGGGGCAUCCGGCGAGAGUGAUGAUGAUCCACUGAUUUGGAACACUGAGCACGGGACGAUCUAAACUAUAAAUCUACAUAUAAGGCCUAUCUGGCCACUGCAUAUUGAUAUAUGCAUUGUAGUGUAUCAAGGUUUUUAUUGAAUUGCUUUUCCAAUGGCUGGCAUAUUAUUUGAUUAUAACUACUUUUAUCACGCGAAUUUGCCUUGAUUGACGUCUUUGGUUUUUAUGUACUAUGUUUAUAGUUUAUAUGAUCUUGUAGAAUGUACAAAAUAUUUAUAUAAUAUUUAUUAUCUGCUGGCUAAAGUGAAAUAAAAAUAUUAAUUAUGCCAAUUAAAUUAUUAA
Molecule: messenger RNA, 1922 nt
Organism: Pieris napi
Lineage: Eukaryota; Metazoa; Arthropoda; Insecta; Lepidoptera; Pieridae
Gene: Atac1
Product: ZZ-type zinc finger-containing protein 3
Exons: 2
Coding region: 295-1263 (322 amino acids)
Source: RefSeq, a predicted model, not a curated record